This is a messenger RNA of Durusdinium trenchii, 5904 nucleotides long. The record is from the annotation of a GenBank genome assembly. NCBI's taxonomy places the organism in Eukaryota, Dinophyceae, Suessiales, Symbiodiniaceae.
GUCCGCUUAGGCUGGACACACGGACAAAAUCAGAUGGAUGGAUCGACACCCUUGUGUCACGAGUCAGCAGAUCUUUUUCUUGUGAGAACUUGAUACAAUGACUCGGCUGCAAAACUUGAGGGCCAAUGUCCUUUGUGAGCCGAAUCUGUUCUGCAUCGACUCCAGGGCUGAAACCUGGUCAAGGCAAAAAGAAGCGCCUUCACACUGGCGGAGUAUGGACACUUGGACACCAGGCGCGCGCUAGAGGCGGCGCUUUAGCGCUGGCAAAACGUCUAGACCUGCCAAGCGGAUGUACUUUUGUUGUUGGCAAGAUCAAAGAACAUGCAACGAAGGGCCUUUGUGGAUGUUGCUUUGGCCCAAACUCGCAAACCUGCCAACGUUUGCUCGUGUAGUUGCCAACGUUUGCUGCGCUGACCUGUUUGGGCAAGGUUCAAUGUGCGGAGACUCAGACUGAUAGGAACAAACCCAUCCCAGACGCUCCAUGUAUAGAAAUAUAUGCCUACAUUGGGGUGGUUUGGGGGGUCAAUGUAGGCAUAUAUGGCAUACAUGGAGUGUAUGGGCAUGCUAGAAUCCCACACUCUGCAGGUACCAACGAGGCAAGCAAACAAUGAACUUAAAUAAUUACACCACUGUUUCGUGUCUGACGGAUGGAAUCGCUGGGCCCUUGCUGGUUCAUUGGAUUGGCAGGUUCGGUCCGCCCUCCAGACUAGAAGAGUUGGAGCUUUUCCAGGUGUUAUGGAGUAGACAUGGAGGUGUCAUGGGUCGGUGACAUGGGUCUCAUUUGUCUCAUCUGUCUCAUGGGUUCAGCGUCGAGAGGUGAAGUGGAGACCUGAGAAGCCAGAGACCUGGGACAGCCAAUUCUGGAGAAAUAGGCCCAGAGGUUUUCAGAACCCGAGUUCCUUCGACGAUCGUUGGGUACCCCAUGGUACCGGUGACGAGUCCGGGUCUGGUCGGCUACCUUUGGGCUUCACCCACUGUCUUGAGACCGAACCUCUCACCACCUCGCUGUCUGUUCAACUCCACGUGGCGCGUGGCUUGCCACCACGCCGAUCGAUGACUGGUCGAGCGGGGCGAGCCAUACGUCCGUCCGUGUGGCUCGUCUUGCGCAUGACCGGCGCGGGGCUCGGGGACUUCGGAUCGGAGUUGAGUCGGUCCACGAAGCCCAAACGACCGGAACGACCGGCGUUUGGUUCCGCGAGGUGCCGACCGGCCCCGUUGUGAAGGGUAUCAAACAGGAGACCUGAUCAUGUUGUUACUAAAUCGACUUACCGCAGUCUUUCUGAGUUUGGUCGGAGUAUCCUUUCACCUCCAAGAAACGAAAGACAGGUAAGAGAGUCAAGAUAUUAUGUAGCACAAGCCUCGUUUCAGUGUAGGUUCUCGAAAGAGCAUGCCAGAACUGCACUGUAUGGACAAUAUUAAGGAAUUUGCGUACAAGUGCGAGACCUAUUUCUCACAAUUUCUACUUGCCGAGCAUUAUCGGAUGCUGCUUGGCCGAUAUGAUUCAUUUGUACAACUUGUUGUUGACAGUCAUUGACAUCUGUUCUACUGCACCGACCCAGUCGAGCUGUUUGGGAGCUGUUUGGGACAUUUUAGGCAAUUGAAACCAGAAAUUGCAGAACGGCAGCUGCUAGCACCCUGACUUUCACAAUUUAUGACUUACAUCAUUUGAGCAUCAGCACAAGUCACAUAACUUUAUACCGUAAGUGAAAGGCACUUUCAAAAGAGAUGAUGGUGAAGGAUGUUUGGCCCCACAACUCACAGCCUUGACCUUUUGACUCGCAAUUAUGGACCGCAGGACGCCCGAGGGUUCAGGAUAUUUGCCAAAGCAGUAAACUGGCACAAGAGUUCAUGGCUGAGUUGCGGAUGUUGCAACAGUUUGCUUUGAUUGAUUCCCAGAUGUUCUUUUGACUUGAAGCUCAUACUGCUGUGGCAGCAAAGAAAGACACUUUCAUUUCUGGAGUUUCGUCACCUCAACAGGCCACAGACAGGAAAACUGGGAUGAUUAUGAUUGCAUGCAUCAUAGUUUGGCCUCCAAUUCCUCAGCAUGAGCUUGGACACCAGAUUGACCAGGUUCAGGUUCUCGAGGCACCUGGAGACUCUGGAAGGUUUCAGGCGCUGAUCAUGCUGUUACUGUUACUAAGUCUCAAUGCAGUUCUUCUGAGUUGGAAAGCUUUAAGACCGGCAAGAGAGUCAACACGCUACAAAAGUAGCAGUAGCACAAGCCUUGGCAUGCCCUUGGCCUUGGCUUCUCACAUGCUAAAUAUUUGUGCGUACAAAUGCGAGACCUAAAUAUUAAGUCUCACAACUACAAAAGCUUAGCGGACGCUACUGGGCCAAAGCUUAUCCAUUUUGCGCACAUGAACUCGUUUGGCCUUCAUUGACGACUAUGGUCCUGACGAGUUGUCUGGGACAUAUUGUCGACAUGUGAAACCAGAGCUUGAAGAACACUAGCACGACGUUAACAAGACGUUUCGGCAGGUGUUCACAAUCUUUAAAGCAUGCGAUGUUGUAUUUGUGUUCCAAGCGAAGAGCUUUAAUGUAGUGCCCAGCCAUGUAAGCACGAUUCCAACGAUUCCUUGUCUCAGGAAUACUAACUGCCGACACUGUUUGGCGAAAGCGAGUUCAUUUGCAUGUUUGGUAUGAACAUGUUCUACGCUGUUUGACAGAUUCUAAUGAGAUGAAGGCCUUGGGUAGCAGGGCUGCGUGAUGAAAAGCUUGAUUCAUGAGUUUGUUGUUUGGAGCAUUAGCUCGAUCUAUGACCAUUCAGGAUCUAGUAGAAGCAAAAUCGGAGGCACUAUUUUUGCCAGAGAUGCUGAGGAUGUGUUUUCUUCAGUCUUGGAAGCAUUCCUGAUUGCUCAAGCUUGGUGUGUUUGGAUCAACCGUAUUUGGAAGCUUCCAUCAGCCACCCUCCCCGCUACGACCGCAUACGACCGCUCCUGGAGCUGUUUCAUGCUACGACCGCUACGACCGGCUCCAGCUGUGAUCUUGGCUUCUCCGAUUGUUGGCUUCACUGCUUCACUCCAGCUGUUUCGUGGGCUUCUCACAGGAAGACCCGAAGGUACCCUGUUCGUUUAGGAGGUCCAGGUCCAGCUGGUUCAGCCGAGUUUCGGGGGCGGUAUCCAUUGCUGAGUGGGAUUGAGUAUCCAUUCCUGAGAAGAGGAAGCGCAGCGAAAGGAAAGAAGGUGGGAGGCUUAGGAUCUCGUGGCAGGUGUCUCGAGACUGGUCCAACAACUAAAUCAACGUCACAUGGCUUUGAAGAUGCCAAGCCGCGAGAUACCAAGCCGCGAGUCAAGACCUGAAGUUCUUCCCCCAAACCUGAAGCGCGACUCAUCCAAGUUUCAUGGCUAAAGGGCCGCGAGUCCGCCGUACCGCGAGUCCGCCCUGCGCUCAAGCGAUCAUAGGAGUAGUCCGCAGAUAGGGCACUUCGAAGCGAUUGCAAGGUGUCACACCACAAAGACCAGCAUCAUUUCCCAUCAGCGCCUCCUGGCUGGCAAACAGACCAGUGGCCUUCUGAUUUGCUCCAAAAGUGGCAGUUUUCAGCGGUGCUUUCCUUUGGUUCAUGUGCGGCCUCAUGUUUGGCGUCGUUCGCUGAGACCCUUGAUGUCAGGUCGGUCAAGUUCUUAAGAGGGAUGCCAAGCAAAGCCGACGUGAAACAAUAAAAUCACAUCCGACAAAAACAGAGAACGACAAGAACUUGAUUUGGAUCACUUCAGAGAAGCAAACCUGGCCAGGAGUAAGCUGUAACAUGCGACGCUGUCCUGGGUGAAAGCUUUGAUAUGAGGUGGUUCAAAUUCUUAACGACCUGGAGCGCUGGAGAAGCCAAAGUGGGCAAGAGCAAGUGCUUGAAAGACACCGCUUGAGAGGUUUGGAGGUGCUCAAUCGAGGCGCUUUCAAGUGAGACCUGUCCAGAAGCGGACCAAAUGCCUGUGUCGACUCUUGGGGCCCUUCUCGGCUGACGUCAUUGAGGGCGUUAACCCAUUUUGCAGUCUUUGCUUUUGUUGUGCCUUGCUUUCGACAGAUCUAGGUGAUCUUGGACGGCUCCGCAAAAGAACGUCUACUGCAUUCAAUUGGUUGACGCAAGCACAGCGAAAUGUCGAAGAUGAACUGUUAGACUAAGUCUUGCUGGAAUUCAGCCUGGGGUUCGAUGUAGCCGGCGUCCAAGACUGCUCACAUUCGGGUCUACGUAACUAAGUUCAGGAGUGAGAUACCAACAGAGGUUGAAGCACUCUAUAGACUAUCUCAUAGGUACCCCAGGUUUUCCGGGUCCUAUUUUACGGUCACGUAACCUCUGGUAAUGAAUCCAUAACUUUGGGUUGCGCUCCGUGGGCGUUCCAUGUCAUGUCCUGCAUGUCAGUGGCUUCUCAUCGGCCGCCAGUCAGUGGCUUCUCAGCCGGGCUUCAUGUCGUGUAGCACAAAAAACAUGAGGUGCUCGAACUCGGGAGUUCCCAGUUCAAAGUGCCCGUCGACGUCUUAAGACUCAAGAAGAUGAGAAAGGCAUUGAAGUGAAGAGCAGAUCAUUCUUGAAACUUCAUUGCACUCCAAAAGGAUUGCGUUCAUUCAGAGCCUGGAACCUGCUUCAGAAUCUGUCGGAACCACACCGCGGAACUCGCGUCGUAAGCCGAAUCGCCACUCCCAAUCACCUGACUUCGGAAACCAGCAGAGCUCAAAUUGAGCCGUAGGUCUUUUCGCUUCCAACGUCGAUGCCGACGCUCCCCCUUCGCGCUUGAACCGCGAAGAGCACGGCGGAGCCCCUGCGCAGCCACGAGUUCAUGAGAGGUGGACCUCGAAGACUCCGCUCGUCGUCCCCAAGGCCCGCGGUGGAGGAGCCGAUCUGGUGACGCGAUUUCCCGCGGAAAUGGCCGACAGCUCCUUGGAGCCUUGCUGGAGAGUUGGCUGCCCCAAGGAGCAGUUCACCCUCCUGAAAGUUGGUGCAAGCUGUUGGUACUAUAGGUCUAUGUUUGAAAGAAUUAGGAUAUAUUAUUAGGACUCUAGAAUGCACGGCAGAUCAUCGUAAAGUCGUGUUCAGACCUCUUAAUGGAUAGCAAAACGAGCCCCAGCGGAAUAGACGGACCGCAGGUUUGUGCUCUCUCGUCUCAGUCGAUCGCCUUCAGGUGAAGACGGACUGAGUUCUUCGACAUGUGUUUUUCGGCGGGUGGACCGAGUUGUACCCUAGAAAAAAUGGGACGUGACCCCAAGCAUGUACAGUACUACUGGUAACCAUGUAACCGCACCAAUGGGACGUGACCUCAAGCCGUACCUAUUUUCAGAGGCUACGAACCAGUCGGCUCCAUGGCAGACUCUAUUACGUCAGUGGACGGUCAGCGGCGGUCUCAUCGCCGCGGUCGGCGGUGUCCAACUCCAUCGGAGCGGCGCGGAUGGCGCCGGGCAGGUCGACUGCAUGGUCGAACGUGUCAGAGAGCGAUGAGCGAGCGAUGCCCCUGAGAAAUGGUUCACAUCAGGAGUUACAGCGUGGUGAACCGUGAAAGCCGCAUGUGGAUGACCUGCGACACUGCCUUGACACAGGGAUGGACUUCCUUCAGUGGAGCUCAGACCAUUUGAAUCUGUACGACGUUCUAAUGAAUCCAACGAAGAGCGUGGAUUGGUCAAAAAGCAGGUCAAGUUCCAGGUCCUUCAUGGUCGAAUCUGUCCUUCAUUGCCAGCCGUCACGUUCGACGGGGUGCCGAACGAACGGAGGAAGGAGUUGGGUGCCCAGAACAUCCAUCCACUCACUGGAUGGGACGAACAAAACCACCCAACUCUGUGACUCCUGGUGGAUGUCUCUGGUUUUUCCUUGAUACGAAGCAAAAGAUGCGAAACACAGGUCCCCUCGGGGAUCCCAUGAUUUCAGCAGGCUUCGGUUCGGCGCUCCCCGGGCGACCCGUGAACCGACUCGGGGAAGGGCGA